AGUGCUUCCGGCGGCUGCGCUCGGGGCUGCGGCUGGCGCGCGCCACGGUGCGCGACUCGGCGCUGGCCGGCAGCCUGGCCGAGUGCGAGCUGCUGUGCCUGCGCGCGCGCUUCUUCCUCUGCCGCGCCUUCAGCUUCAGGUUCGGGCCCGGGCCGCAGGACGGCGGCCCCACGGGCGGCCCGCUGGACUCGUGCCUGCUGUCGGACUGGCCGGCGGCCGAGCUGGCGGCGGAGGGCCCGCGCGCGCUGGCCGAGGACCCGGCCGCCGAGCUCUACGAGCGGGGAAGCUUCGGCCUGGGCUGCGAGAUCGACCGCCCGCCCGCGCCCCACGGCCCGCACGACCACGGUGAGCGCCGGGAAGGCCUACGGACGCUUUUGUUUUGUUUGGUUUACUUUUAUUUAUUUA
Messenger RNA from Gryllus bimaculatus (two-spotted cricket), 405 nucleotides. The record is from the annotation of a GenBank genome assembly. NCBI's taxonomy places the organism in Eukaryota, Metazoa, Arthropoda, Insecta, Orthoptera, Gryllidae.